CAAGCAAUGCUUCUAUCCCCCAUUUAUACCUCAACGUUCUCUACAGCUCACACUCGCACACUUAAACAAUUUCUUCUGUGGAAAAAAGAGAAGAAAAUGGGUAUGUCACCAGAAGCAGUACUCCCAGUCUCUUGCUUCGGAUGGGCAGCUAGAGACACAUCUGGACACCUCUCCCCUUUCAACUUCUCUAGAAGGGAUACUGGUGAUGAGGAUGUGAGAUUCAAGGUUUUGUAUUGUGGGAUUUGUCACACUGAUCUCCAUAAUGCCAAGAAUGAUUGGGGCGUUUCCAUUUACCCUCUAAUUCCUGGCCAUGAGAUUGUGGGAGUAGUGACUGAAGUGGGGAGCAAGGUGAAAAAAGUUAAAGUGGGAGAUAAAGUGGGAGUAGGAUGCAUGGUUGGUUCAUGUCGAUCAUGCGAGGACUGUUCCAAUGACCUUGAAAAUUACUGCCCUAAAGUGGUAUGGACCUAUGGUGUUCCUGACUAUGAUGGGAUGGUCACAUAUGGUGGCUACUCCGAUCACAUGGUUGCCAAUGAGCACUUCAUUAUUAGAUUCCCGGAAAACAUGCCACUUGAUGCCGGCGCUCCCCUACUGUGUGCUGGAAUCACAGUUUAUAGUCCCUUGAAAUAUUUUGGGCUGGACGUACCUGGUACACAUGUUGGUGUGGCUGGCCUAGGUGGGCUUGGUCAUGUUGCUGUUAAGUUUGCUAAGGCUUUUGGUGCAAAAGUGACAGUGAUUAGUACCUCUCCUACGAAGAAACAAGAAGCUUUGGAGCAUCUUGGUGCUGACUACUUUUUGGUCAGUAGUGAUCAAGACCAGAUGAAGGCUGCUAUGCGAACAAUGGACGGUGUCAUUGACACCAUUUCCGCAAAUCACUCUAUUGUGUCACUGACUGGGCUGUUGAAGUCUAAUGGAAAACUUAUUCUAGUUGGUUUACCAGGGAAACCGCUUGAGCUGCCUGCCUUUGCUGUGGUUGCUGCAAGGAAGACAGUAGCUGGGAGCUGCAUUGGAGGAAUGGAGGAGACACAAGAGAUGAUUGACUUCGCGGCAAAGCACAAUAUAACAUCAGACAUUGAAGUUAUUCCAAUGGAUUAUGUGAAUACUGCAAUGGAGCGCCUUGUGAAAAACGAUGUUAGAUAUCGAUUCGUCAUUGACAUUGGAAACACCAUGGCUGCUACCAAACCUUGAUGAUGAGACCAGUUAGCCCUUACGGUUUUUUGAAUGUGAUGUAUUUCAGUGGUACUAUUUGUGGUGUCUGUUUCUUGAAUGCUAUGUAUUCCGUCGAUUCACGUCGGUUGAAUUAUUGGUCAAUAAAAAUGAGAUUGUUGGAGUAGUCAUGGAGGUGGGAAGUAAUGUACAAAAGUUCAUAAUUGGAACAAAGUUGGUGUAGGUUGCAUUAUAAGA
This is a messenger RNA of Tripterygium wilfordii, 1401 nucleotides long. RefSeq names its product 8-hydroxygeraniol dehydrogenase-like. Gene Ontology annotation, biological process: lignin biosynthetic process. Bases 7 to 1185 code for a protein of 392 amino acids. The transcript is spliced from 5 exons. Gene Ontology annotation, molecular function: zinc ion binding; cinnamyl-alcohol dehydrogenase activity. NCBI's taxonomy places the organism in Eukaryota, Viridiplantae, Streptophyta, Magnoliopsida, Celastrales, Celastraceae. The record is from RefSeq and is a predicted model, not a curated record.